UCGAUGGCAGUUGCGUUUAGUUGUAGACACUUAGGGAAGGAGGGCCAGUGCGUAGUGACAAGAAUGAACAUGUGAAGUCGUCGAAAAGAGAGAGAGAGAGAGAGGGAGAGAGAGAAAAAGAAAGAAAGAAAAAGAUAAGAACAAAUAAAAGUGGGUGAGAGGAAGAAGAAAAGAUAGAAGGAAGGGGCGGAGGAGGAAGCAAAGGUAGUUUGCAAGCGUCUAUCACGUAUGUCGUAUCAUUAUUGUACCUACCGGCGACAAAAUAAAGAAGAAAAUUAAUAAUGUUUAAAUACUGUUGAAAUCGUGAUAUAUUCGAAAAGAGAAUAAAAAAAAGAAAAAAAAUCUCUCUAAGCGUUCGAUUAUUUAUUGGUGAUAUCGAUCGAGAAGUUUAAUCAUUUUAAAACGCAUACAUUCCCUAGAACAUUUCUCUUAGUUUACCUUUGACAAUCAUUAGUAAGAUAUGUUGACCGAUUACCUUUGCCGUCGGAGCUCCCCUCAGUGGCGCGUCUCACGAUUGGAUCAAGAAAAAUAAAAGAUUUCGACGAAUUCUUGGGAAGAAGAAAAAGAAGAAGAAGAAGAAGUAGUAGGGGAGAGAAAGAGAAGAGAAAAGAGAAAGAAACAAAGGUGGAGGAGGAAGAGAAAAACGCUUUAGUGGGAUCGAUAGAUCGAGCGUAGGGGCUACACACUGUGACUAGCGAUCGUGGGUGUGGAUGUUGGGUACGAGUGUGCUUUCCCAGCCGCGUGUGCCUGCUUUGGUGCGUGCGUGCUUGUAUCGUGCGCGAGCGUGUUUGUACAUCAAGAGAAGAGAAGAGAAGAAAAGAGGAAGCGACGCGUGAAUACGACGACGAGAACGACGACGAGGACGAGAACGAGAACGAAGAAGACGAGGACGGCGACGGCGAGGAAAACGACGACGACGACGACGACGACGACUACCACUAUUACUCCUACUCCAACUAUUCAAGGUGGAACAAAGCGAGCAAUAUCAGCUUCAAAAGGAAGAAAAAGGAAGAAAAUUAUUGAAGAUCUUUUUCGAAGAAGGAUCUUACGUAGUUGCUGCACGAUUCGACAGUAUGGAAGGUAGUUCCCAGCCACCGGCAUCGUCAUCGGAUAUAAUUAUGGGAAAGGAGAAGGAGGAAGAAUCUAAGAUACGUAGUAGAACAACUGUUGUCGAAGAGUCCGCUGCUGUUGCUGCCGCCGCCUUGGUGACCUCCUCUCCUGGUGUCUCGUCCUCCUUCUCUCCCUCUUCAACAUCUUCCUCUUCUUCCGUCUCGUCUUCCUCGCCAUCCUCGCCAUCCUCCGCUUCUUCCUCCUCUACCUCUUCUUCAUCCUCCUCUUGUCCCCCUUCUUCUUCCUCCUCUUCCUCCUCCCCCUUUUCCUCCGCCUCCUCAAUAUCCUCCUGGUUAAAUUCACCUGACCCUACCUUACCCAACGAACCGGACUAUCAUCAUCGUCCUCCUGCUGCUGGUCGGCCCUCCAGUCUAAGGUCUAAUUCUUCUUCGCCGAUCCCUAUCACAUCCCCGUCCCCGCCAGGGUGUGGCUGCGUCGUGGCUGCAGCCGUCGAAUCCGACGAGAUCACCAUCAGCAUCACCCCAACUACUGGUGGACAAUUCGAUCUUACAGUAGAUCGAUCCGAAACUAUUGAAAAUCUUAAGAAAAAUAUUUCUAAAAGACUCAAGGUCGCUAAAGAACGCAUCUGUUUAUUACACCUCGAGAGAUUGCUACGCGAUGGAACUCUCGAGGAAAAUCGUUUGCAAGAUGGAAGUAGACUCACAUUAUUGCCGAGCGUGGAAACAGGAUUAUUGGCACAACGACCAGAGCAAAGUGUAAUGCAAGCAUUGGAGAGUUUGAACGACUCGCAGGUGAACGACUUCUUGUCUGGAAAGGCACCUCUAAAUCUGACGAUGCGGUUGGGCGAUCACAUGAUGCUGAUUCAACUGCAGUUAUCGACGGUGAGAGUGCCUUUACCAGGUAGCAAUCAAACGAACGGCAGUGGUACUACUAGCUUGACUGUCGGUGGAGGCGGGAGCGGAGGGGGAGGAGGAGGUGGCGGCGGGGGAGGAGGAAACAACAUCGGUGGAAAUGGGCCGAAUCUUUCGACGAAUCACGUACCGCCCUCGCUUCAAAGUAGGCGAUCAGCGUUGUUGGCUGCACGUUCUACUGCGAGCACAUCAUCGAAACUUCAACGAGGAAGCGCAGCAGCACCCCGUACGUCCUCCCUCGUAAGCCGUUUGGCAUCGGCUUUACAUGCUGCGGCGAGCUGCAGCACGAGUUUAUCAACAGCGACCAAAACGACAAGUUCAGUUUGUUCCAGUCGCGCUACCACUGCGUUUUCGGCAACCAACUGUUCGAGUAUGUGCCAGUCUCGAUUCCUCUACCAUCAUCAUCGUUACCACAGUCAUCAUCACCAUCAUCAUCACCAUCAUCACCACCAUCACCGCUAUCAUUCGAGGUAUAAGACAACUUGUACCUCGUCCUGUACAUCUCACCCUUCCUGUUCAUCUUUAACAUCAUCUCCUUCUCCUUCUCCUUUACCCUUACCCUCCGGCGUCAUCUCUUCUUCUUCUUCAACCACCUGCUCCUCUACUACUACUGCCGCCGCCGCAGCCGCAGCCGCUGCUGCCGCCUCCGUUGCCACUAACGCUGCCACUUCUGCUGCCACCGCCGCCGCCGCUGCUGCUGCUGCUGCUGCUGCUGCUGCCGCUGCUGCUGCUGCUGCUGCUGCCGCUGCUGCUGUUGCUACCACUACUACUACUACUACCUCAUCCUCGACCAUUUCCAUCGACCAUUUGCAACAAUCUACCUCCAUCAAUUACACAUGCUCCGAGUCAACAUCCUCUUCUUCGUCAUCGUACGAUGUAACGACGCCAGCAAGCAAAAAGCUUUGUACCGCUCAUCACGUCCAUCAGUCGUCCCUUGAAACGUCGUUGAGGAGAAACGGAGAGGACGCCAUCGGUGACAUUACCUCGUCGCAGACUUCUCCUCUAGCCUCAUCUCUUAUCGACAAAGGUGCAAAGCUCGCCCUAGACACCCGAGCAUUAGCCGAGGCAUCUCGUAAUUUGACGCAGAAACUGAAGCAGCUCUCCUCUGAGGUAUUCACCUCGCGGGUCGACCUCGCAGAGGAAAAUGCGAGACAUAGGCAAGGAGCCAUGAUAGAAAGUAUGCAUCAUCACGGGAAAGGUGUAUAUUCUGGAACCUUUAGUGGGACUAUUAAUCCAGCGCUUCAGGAUCGACAUGGUCGUCCCAAACGAGAUAUUAGUACUAUUAUUCAUAUCUUAAAUGAUUUAUUAUGUGCUACACCUGCGGCUACAGCAGGUCACUAUAGGCAUCAUCAUAGGCAUUCGAAUAGUCGUCAACAAUGUUCUUCUGGAUCUAAUGGUGUACCAAAUUCAGGAAAUGGAACCUCUGUUGGCGUUGGUUGCCAUGAUUCAAACGGAUCAGGACAUUCUUUGGAAGAAUUGUCGAAAGAAAACGAAGCUACUAAAGGAAAAAUGCGACGUUUGCGUUUAGUCAUGGAACAACGUCGUACCAAAAGGAAAGCCAGAAGAGAAGCACGUACAGCACCUCAUGCUGCACAAUGGGCUGCUAUGACAUCCGAUUCUAUUUCAAAUCAUGAUACAAGUGCUACAACAGCAUCUUCUACUUCGAACAGCUCGAACACAGCAGAAUCGCAAAAUGAAUCGGAACUACAGCCGUGCAGUCCCGAACCAGUCGUUGCUUGAUUUUAUUAAUAUUCUUAAUUACUAUCAUUAGUUAAUAUUAUUAUUAUGAGUCACGCUCAUCCUAUAAUAAUAUUAGUACUUUUGUUUUAAAUGAGUAAAUAUAACGAGCUUCAUUGGGUAUAAUAUCACACUGAUUUAUUAUUGUAGGUGUUGGAGCCCUGGUUGAUUGAUUGAUUAAUUAAUUAAUUAAUUAAUUGUUGAAUCGAUGCGUCAUGUACAUAUGUACCUAUUAAGUUUCCCUGGCGAUUCUAAAAAUUGUUAUUUGUAAAAUAUGAUUUUCAUAAGUAACGAAUGAAAAAUUGGAAAUUGGUUACUUCGUAGACUCGUUAAUCGAGAUGAUUAUCUGUUUUUUACUUUUAUAUAUCUAUAUUUGCAUUUUGCUGUUGUCACGCGAAAAUUAUUCGAUUCUUUUUUAUUAUUAUUUUUUUUUUAUUUUCUGUUUCUAAUUUUGUUUUUUCUUUGUUUGGAAAAUAUAAUAUAUGUUUAUUAUGGUUGUUAUUAUUAUUAUAAUAAUUAAUAUUAUUAAAUUAAUGAAACAGGCGAUUAAAAUUGAGUAUACUCAGGACUCGACUGUAGUUGACAAUAAUUGUAUCUUGCUGAUAAGUCAGUGUGAGACCAGUAUAAACUCGAUCAUGUCAAUAAUAACAGUAGAACGAUUGAUGUAAAAAUGAAAAUGUUUGUUAAAGAAUUUUAUUCGAAAAUAGGAUGGCACUUCAGAUAGAAUGUUUUUACAUCUAUAGAAAUAAUUAAUUCUUCAUAGAUUUAAAAAGCAAAAAGAAAAAACAUAAAUAAAAAUAAAAAGUAUUAGGUGUAGCAAUUAAUUCGGUUUCUUGAUAUUAAAUCCAUUGCAUCCAAAUCGCCAUCUUUUUUUCGUCAAUGAAUUCAGUAGCUGCUUGAAAGGUGGAUGGAUUAAAGCCAUCGUAAAUAAUGGAAGAUAAGUUGAAGAAUAACAUUUUAUAAAUAAAUAUUUCAUAAAUAACUAUAUUAACUUUAUAAAAUACUUGAUAGGAAUUAAUAACUUUAUAAAUAAACACUAAAUUUGUUUAAAAGGCACCGAAUUAAUUGCUACAUUGAAUAUAUUCACAUCAUUUUGAUCAUGGCUAUCAGAGUUUUUGUUCCAUGAUAUCUAUGUAUUAUACUUUUACUAUUGGCAUGCAGAGAAAUUUUGUAUAGUAGAUUUCGUUUAAAAUAGAAAUCUUGCAAAAUUUUUCGUUAUAGCGCGAGAUCCUUAUUAGCAAUGCAAAAGGAUAACAAUAUCUCAAUAAAAAGAAAAAAAUUCAAUAGCAAAUUUGUAUCAAAAGAAAAUCUAAACAAAUUGUUUUUUCUACAUCUAAUCGCAAUAAUAUGUACAUAGAAUGUAAGGGUUGUUUUUAUAAAUUAUUAAUUCUGUUUCAUUUUUACAAAUAUGUUUUACUUAAUUAGAAAAACAAAAAUCAAGAUUAAAUAAUAUUAUAUACGUAUGGUUCACUUCAAUAUUUACAAGAACAUUCGUAAUAUUAACUAUUGCAAUGUAAUGCAAAAAGAGAGUGAGAGAGAGAGAGAGAGAGAGAGAGAGAGAGAGAGAGAGAGAGA
Polistes canadensis is the source of this 5294-nucleotide messenger RNA. Its product is annotated as putative GPI-anchored protein PB15E9.01c. The coding region runs from base 1074 to 3722 and encodes 882 amino acids. NCBI's taxonomy places the organism in Eukaryota, Metazoa, Arthropoda, Insecta, Hymenoptera, Vespidae. Gene Ontology annotation, molecular function: protein binding. The record is from RefSeq and is a predicted model, not a curated record. The transcript has 5 exons. Gene Ontology annotation, cellular component: nucleus.